Oryza sativa Japonica Group (Japanese rice) is the source of this 1447-nucleotide messenger RNA. RefSeq lists its product as uncharacterized. The record is from RefSeq and is a predicted model, not a curated record. Gene Ontology annotation, molecular function: protein dimerization activity. NCBI's taxonomy places the organism in Eukaryota, Viridiplantae, Streptophyta, Magnoliopsida, Poales, Poaceae.
CCACAUUUUCUAGACACCAUGUGUUGUCCAUACUUUGAACUUAGCCUUGAAGAGUAUAUGUGCUGCCAAAAACUCUAGUGGGGAUGCUUUUCUAGAAUUCCAAUGGAUUAGUGAAGUGGUUGCAGAUGCAUCUGCCAUAAAGAAUUUCAUUAUGAAUCACUCAAUGAGGCUCUCCAUGUUCAAUGAUUUUAGUAAGCUGAAAUUUCUUGCCAUUGCUGAUACUAGAUUUGCAUCUACUAUUGUGAUGCUUAAGAUGUUUCGUGCUAUCAAAGAGAACUUAAUCUUGAUGGUGGCUAGUGAAAAAUGGAAUGCCUAUAGGGAGGACAAUCAAGUUCAAGCACAACAUGUCAAGGAGAAGAUUUUAAAUGAUUUAUGGUGGGAUAAAGUGAAAUAUAUCAUUGAUUUCUGUGAGCCUAUCUACUCUAUGAUUCGUGCUGCUGACACUGACAAACCAUGCCUCCAUUUGAUCUAUGAGAUGUGGGAUUCCAUGAUAGAUAAGGUGAAAAAAAUCAUCUAUCGUCAUGAAGGGAAAGAACUAGAUGAGCAAUGUUCUUUUUUCUUUCAUGUAAAUGAGAUCUUACACUUCCGAUGGGCAAAAAGUACUACCCCCUUGCAUUGCUUAGCACAUUCACUAAACCCAAAGUACUACUAUGAGACUUGGUUGGAGGAGGCUCCAAACCGCCAAGCCCCUCAUAUGGAUGAGGAGAUUUCAGAUAUGAGAAAUAAGUGUUUUAGAAGAUAUUUCUCUGGGGAUGACUUGAGAAAGAUCAAACAACAAUUUGCAGAUUUCUCAUUGUUUGGCAGUGGGUUUAAUUCCUUUGACUCAAUUGAGGAUAGAGCCCAUAUGAAUGCAAAGCAAUGGUGGGGAAUCUAUGGUAACUCUGCACCUGAGCAUAAAAAGUUGGCACUAAAAUUACUUGGACAGCCAACAUCAUCUUCUUGUGCCGAAAGAAACUGGAGCACUUAUGGUUUCAUCCAUAGUUCAAUGAGAAACAAUCUUAGGCCUGCACGUGCUGAGGAUUUGGUGUUUGUGCACCAAAAUAUGCGUCUUCUUUCUAGGAGAUCUGAAGAAUACUACAGUGGCCCAUCAAUAAUGUGGGAUGUUGCAGGAGAUAGAUAUGAGUUGUUUGAUGGUGGUGCUGAUUUUCUUCAACAAGCUGAACUGACACUUGAUGAGCCUGACCUUGAGAGACUACUGGAAGAUCUUGGUGCAUUGGACAUACAAGGCGAUAACGGGCCUUCAUCCACUUCGGUUCCAAUGGAUGAAAUCAACAAUCAAUUUAUCUAGUCUUGCAAUCUAGUUAUUGAGUUGAAUUUGAAGUCAUGGACAAGUUAAUUAAUUCUAAUUAGUUUAGCGCUGUGGUGAUGCUCUACUGUUGAUUUAUCUACUAUGUGAACAAUUUUAUCUACCAUCUAUUUGAAGAACACAUGUGUUGUGAUUCCUAUU